Molecule: messenger RNA, 426 nt
Organism: Corticium candelabrum
Lineage: Eukaryota; Metazoa; Porifera; Homoscleromorpha; Homosclerophorida; Plakinidae
Product: small ribosomal subunit protein mS25-like
Exons: 3
Coding region: 21-365 (114 amino acids)
Cellular component (GO): mitochondrion
Molecular function (GO): structural constituent of ribosome
Source: RefSeq, a predicted model, not a curated record
CAUCCGGGUUCUUACUCGCAAUGUCACGGUUUGGUUUCGCUCGCACGAUAGCUCAUCUCGAGCAGUGCAAACUGGUCUUGAGACACGACGUAAAGUCGUUGGUAGUAAGACUUCAGAGUCAUGGCCAAGAAAACACGGGAACGAGGCUGUUUAUAGCUGAGAACGUGCCACAGCUACGAUACAGAAACCCAAACAUUUCGAUUUCUCUAGAAAGGAAAUUCGUCAACGAGUCAGAAGUUGUAGUCAAUCUAGUCGAUGGUAGAAAGGAUGUCUUGAAGACUGCAAACCUGAUGAACGACGAGAUCAUGGCUAAACUGGACUUGCAAUAUUCUAUGAAUUCGGAUGAAUUAAAGGACGAACAAUAGCGUUUAGUUAAGAGAUUUUGUAAAUAGAACUUGUAAGUGUAAAAUCAAAAUCAAAAUUAAA